AUGCAUCCGGCGGUGGUCAUCUUUGUGUCCGUGGUGGUGGUGCAAUGCAUCAGCGCGCUCGGAAAGGAGCGUCUCCAAGAAGCCCGCGCGCUGCGCAAGGAGAUCUACAGCACCAAGCAGGAGCUCGCCGCCACGUCGUCGCAGGACCAGUUCGCCAAGUGGGCCAAGCUGCGGCGUCGGGUGGACAAGGGGCUUGCGGAUCUGGAGCGCACCAAUGCCGACGUAGCGCGCGCCAAGUCUACGUUUGGAAUGCUCUUCAAGGCGGUCAUGUUUGUCAUCACUACGGUGGUGCCGUUCUGCGUGACGAGCUGGUACAGCAAGACGCCGAUCUUCUGGCUGCCACCGACCAAGCACAGCUGGUUCGGUCCCGUCGGGUGGUUCCUGGCUCUACCGCGUGCGCCCAAGGGUGCGAUCAGCAGCACCGUAUGGCAGAUGGUGUGCUCGAGAACCAUCAUCGCCCUCGCCUCGGCGCUCACCAACCUCGUCCCCGGCAAGAAGGAGGAGGUGCUGGUCGAGAAGCCAGAAUCCCAACCGGCGCAAAGUCACGAAAAGACACAGGCAAAGACGUCGGCAACCCAGGCUGGCGCUCAGUCGGACACAAGGAAACGCACCAAUGCCCAAUCUGCGAGCGAGAAGACCGAGCUCUAA
Messenger RNA from Moesziomyces antarcticus, 648 nucleotides. Its product is annotated as coiled-coil protein. Gene Ontology annotation, biological process: tail-anchored membrane protein insertion into ER membrane. NCBI's taxonomy places the organism in Eukaryota, Fungi, Basidiomycota, Ustilaginomycetes, Ustilaginales, Ustilaginaceae. The coding region runs from base 1 to 648 and encodes 215 amino acids. The record is from RefSeq and is a predicted model, not a curated record. The transcript has 2 exons.